This is a messenger RNA of Amaranthus tricolor (Joseph's coat), 2806 nucleotides long. RefSeq names its product diacylglycerol kinase 2-like. The coding region runs from base 174 to 2303 and encodes 709 amino acids. Gene Ontology annotation, molecular function: ATP-dependent diacylglycerol kinase activity. Lineage: Eukaryota; Viridiplantae; Streptophyta; Magnoliopsida; Caryophyllales; Amaranthaceae. The transcript has 8 exons. The record is from RefSeq and is a predicted model, not a curated record.
UUUCGUUUCACAAAAUUCUAAUUGAAUAUCAGAAAUAUAUUCGCGAUAUUCUUCAUAUUACAAUUCACUUUUCUUCUUUCUAGAUUCUCCAUUUUUCUCUCCUCUCACGCUACCCUUUUCAAGGUCGGUUGAUACACCUUUUCAUGGCAAGGCUGAUGGGUUAAGUUUGGUACAUGAUGUUUGACGUCCAAUCUUCCAUCUCAAGAUUAUUGGCUGCUCUAGAUGCUCUUGAUCUUGUUGUGUUCGGAUGGCUGGUUACUGGAUCAUUUGUACUAUUAGCUAUUAUAUUUGCGUUCCUUAAAUGGCAGAAGAAAACAUCUUUAAAUUGGGUUAAACCUUCUGCCAGAGCAAAGAAAAAAGCGUGGAAAAAGCUAAAUUUUCCAUUAUCACUUCAUAAUUGGGUCGAAGAUUAUGGUUGCAGUGAACAGCCAUCAACAUGUUGUGUUUGCUUGACUUCUCUAGUAUUCUCUCAAAAUUUGGGAACAAAGACUGUGUUCCAUACCCCUGCUCAUCGCUGUGCUGUAUGUGGUGUAGCAGCUCAUUUUUAUUGCUCUCAAUACGCAACAAAGGAUUGUAAGUGUUUUGCACAAGCUGGUCUUAGCCAUGUGCAACACCAUUGGUCAGAAAGAUGGUUCAAAAUGGAUGAUAAUCCUGACACUUCCGUGUUUUGUUUUUACUGUGACGAGCCAUGUGGUGUUCCUUUACUUGAUGAUUCUCCUACAUGGUACUGCAUGUGGUGCCAGCGUCUCAUACAUGUAAGUUGUCAUGCCAAAAUGUCCAAAGAAUCUGGUGAUAUAUGUGAUUUGGGUCCCCACCGCGACAUUAUACUUUCUCCACUGUGCGUGAAAGAAUUCGAUGUAAAAUCUUUGAGAAGUUUAAGUUCAAUUAAAGAAGAAUUCAUAGCAUCUCGUGGAGAAAUACACCAAAGGCGUCAUAGGAACAAGAAUGGGCCAAGCCGUUCUGUUGGUGGAGAGAUUGAGGAUGUGCCUACUUCUGAUUCUGCACUUGGUUUUGUGCUUAAUGGUAUAACUUCUUUAAAGAAAUGCUACAGUGAGAAAAACCUGAACUUGUCAAGAAAUGGCAAAUUUAAUGAUUCAAAAGUAACCAAUGUUGGAUUGAUUAAGAAGAAGGGUGGGACUGUAACUUAUGGCCAAACCAAGAAGUACAAGUUAAUGGACUUGCCAAAAGAUGCUAGGCCUAUACUAGUUUUUAUCAAUGCUAGAAGUGGGGCACAGAAUGGGCUAUCUCUCAGGAGGAGACUGAACAUGCUGUUAAAUCCUGCUCAGGUGUUUGAAUUGACAUCCCAAGGUCCUGAAGCUAGUUUGAAGUUGUUUUGCAAUGUUCCAAACUUUAGAGUAUUAGUAUGUGGUGGUGAUGGUACUGUCGCGUGGGUUCUUGAUGCGAUUGAAAAGUUUAAUUUUGAGUCUCCCCCACCUGUUUCAAUUCUACCACUGGGCACAGGAAAUGAUCUCUCAAGGGUUUUACAAUGGGGAGGGGGAUUCUCAAGAAUUGAGGGCUCUUGGUUGAGCAAUAUUUUACAUGAAGUUAAUCAUGCAGCUGUUACAAUGUUGGAUCGCUGGAAAGUUGAUAUUAAAGAAGACUCAAUUGGGGAAUCAGAAAGGACGCGUUCAAAGUUUAUGAUGAAUUAUCUUGGUAUUGGAUGUGAUGCAAAGGUUGCAUACGAAUUUCAUGUGAAUCGAGAGGAGAAUCCUGGGAAAUACUAUAGUCCGUUUGUGAACAAGUUGCGAUAUGCCAGAGAAGGUGCCAGGGAUAUGAUGGACAGGGCUUGUGCAGAUUUGCCGUGGCAAGUUUGGCUUGAAGUUGAUGGAAAAGACAUCCCGAUUCCUAACGAUGCUGAAGGUCUGAUUCUACUCAAUAUUGGUAGCUACAUGGGUGGUGUAGAUCUUUGGCAAAAUGAUUGUGAGCAUGAUGACGAUUUUACUCGUCAAUCUGUGCAUGAUAAGAUGCUUGAGGUUGUUUGUGUUUCUGGGGCCUGGCACCUUGGGAAGCUGCAGGUUGGUCUUUCUCAAGCCAGGAGAGUGGCUCAAGGGAGUGUCAUAAAAAUUCAUAUUUCCAGUGCUUUCCCAGUUCAAAUAGAUGGGGAACCAUUUAUUUUACAGCCUGGUUGUCUAGAAAUAACGCACCUUAACCAGGUGUUUAUGUUGAGGAAAUCAUCUGAAGAACCAAGAGCCCAUGCGACUGCAGUGAUGUCAGAAAUCUUGUUCGAUGCAGAGUGUAAAGGCAUCAUCGACUCCAGUCAGAAGAGAGUGCUAAUUGAACAGAUAGCUCUUCGUCUUUCAUAGUUCGAAGUUAGUUUUUCUUUUUUUUUUUUUGGCUCUUCGUAUUUCGUUUUCCACUAGCACUAUUUUUCCUGCUUAGUGCUAACGAGCGUUACUAAGGUAGAAUGAAACUGAAGUUCAUUGUUCUUUCCAUUCUUUUUCGUUCUUUUGGCGAAAGAAAAGAAAAAAAGCGUAGUCUUUUCUUUUUCCCUCUUCACACCCUUCUACUUGGCGUUGGUGCAUGGUGACUUUGGCUACUUGAAGGAACUUCUCGUGUCCAUAGCAAGUAUAUACAAAGAUAUACGGAGGUACAUUUUUUCCCCAAAUGGAUAUAGUAGUCUAGUAGAGAUUUUGAUAUGUUUUGAGUAUGAAGAUGUGACUUUUAGGUUGAAAAUAAGUAUAGAUACUAUUGUGUAAUCUGUAAAGCAUAUGAUCUAUAGAGUAUAGAACGGCUUAUAUAGUGUAUUAAAAAAUUAAAAAUAUGGAAUUAAAUGAUGAUUUUUUAUGUGUAUUUUGUUGGUUGCCAA